This is a messenger RNA of Eruca vesicaria subsp. sativa (arugula), 465 nucleotides long. The record is from the annotation of a GenBank genome assembly. Lineage: Eukaryota; Viridiplantae; Streptophyta; Magnoliopsida; Brassicales; Brassicaceae.
AUGAUUGAAGAAGAUGAGAAGAAAGGACAUGGAAGUCAAGAUGAUAAGCAAAGUGAUGAUAGCAAUUUGAGUUCCCCUGCUCCUCUAGGAAAUGAGUCAAAGGAUCCAUCUGCUGCUCUGGUGAAUGACACUGCUGAAGAGAUAUCGGAUCUUGUUACUCAGAGACUAGGAGCAGAAAAUGGAAAUGGUGACAAGAAGUUUAUUGUGGAGAAACCGCUCAUAUCCUCUUCUCCGGAUCCUUGUGUUAAGGAGAUCGCUCUUGUUGUCAAUCCUGUUUCCAAAGUAGUGAUUUCUGAAAAGAGUGGGCAUUCUGAGACCUCAACACACUCGAAAGAGUAUCCAUCUACGGGACUGGAGAAAGGUAAUGGUGAGGUGGCUUUUCUUCCUGGUUAUGCUGCUUUAACAAGCAGAAAAGUGGAGAGUUCUGAAGUUCCAGUAUCCUCUGAGAUGAAGUGUUUGAGGUAG